Messenger RNA from Neohortaea acidophila, 1960 nucleotides. Its product is annotated as WD40-repeat-containing domain protein. Gene Ontology annotation, biological process: mRNA splicing, via spliceosome. Bases 72 to 1607 code for a protein of 511 amino acids. The transcript has a single exon. Gene Ontology annotation, cellular component: precatalytic spliceosome; catalytic step 2 spliceosome; Prp19 complex. Lineage: Eukaryota; Fungi; Ascomycota; Dothideomycetes; Mycosphaerellales; Teratosphaeriaceae. Gene Ontology annotation, molecular function: protein binding. The record is from RefSeq and is a predicted model, not a curated record.
ACCCUCGACCGCAACACCUUACCGCUGCUCUCCAUCAGCCUCCCCCUCUCGUUGCAUCCUGUGGCAUCAACAUGGCAGAGGUUGCGUCCACCGCGCCAAGUGCGCCAGCACCUUCACAACCCUCCGACAACAUCACUCAGUAUGCGAACCAGGCAGUACGGCGCUCGGCGAAGCGAACGCGAGAAGUCUUCGCAGCAGACUACGGCCAGAACUCAGCACUACAAAAACCCUCUCAACCCGCCAUCGCCCCUCCCGACCCCUCGCCCUACGACCGAGCACGACGAGCCAACAUCGCCUCGCGCAUCAGCAGCGAAUACGCGGACGUAAAGGAACUCCCAGCAGUGCUCGCACAAAAGCAAGCAAAUGCACAAGCUGGCCUGGCGGCGCGGCGGAAAAAACCAAGAGCCGACGAACAAGCUAGCGAUCCGCAAAUGGCACAGAUGAUUGCUGGCAUUUCCAACAAAGCGCAGUCGAAUGGCGCGAGCACGAAUGGCACAUCCAUGGCUCUCACGCGCAUCGCCGGCACCGCGGGAGCAAAAGCACCGCCCAACGCCCAUGGACCGACUCCACAGCGCAACACACCCUCUACAAGCCUCGUACGCAAAGACACCGUCCGCUCGCAACGACCGCAAUGGCACGCACCGUGGAAGCUCUUCCGCGUCAUCUCCGGCCAUCUAGGCUGGGUGCGCGCCCUAGCAAUGGAACCCGGCAACCAAUGGUUCGCCUCCGGCGCGGGCGACCGCACGAUCAAAAUCUGGGACCUGGCCUCAGGGACACUCAAACUCACGCUCACAGGCCACAUCUCCACGGUACGUGGGCUCGCCGUCUCUCCGCGCCACCCCUACCUCUUCUCCUGCGGCGAAGACAAAAUGGUCAAGUGCUGGGACCUCGAGACCAACAAGGUCAUUCGGCAUUACCACGGCCAUCUGUCGGGUGUGUACACCCUGGCGCUGCAUCCCACGCUCGACGUCCUCUGCACCGGCGGGCGCGACGGCGUUGUGCGCGUCUGGGAUAUGCGCACACGCUCUAACAUCCACGUCCUCGGCGGCCACAAGGGCACAGUAUCGUCGAUCGCCACGCAAGCUACGGACCCGCAAAUCAUCAGCAGCUCGCUCGACAGCACUAUUCGGAUGUACGACUUGGCAGCGGGGAAGACGAUGGGCGUGCUCACGCACCACAAGAAAGGCGUGCGAGACCUCGCCAUCCAUCCAACAGAGUACACAUUUGCAUCAGCAUCACCGGGUCAAAUCAAGCAAUGGCUAUGUCCAAAGGGAGACUUCAUGCAAAACUUCGAAGGCCACAACAGCAUCGUAAACAAUAUCUGCGUCAACGAGGAUAACGUGCUCUUUUCCGGUGGCGACAAUGGCAGCGUGGCGUUCUGGGAUUGGAAGACGGGGCACAGGUUUCAGUACGAGGAUAGUAUUGCGCAGCCCGGGUCGUUGGAUGCCGAGGCGGGCAUUAUGAGCGCGACGUUCGAUUUGACGGGUUUGAGACUGAUUACGGGCGAGGCGGACAAGACGAUCAAGGUGUGGAGGCAGGAUGAGAGUGCGACGGAGGAGUCGCAUCCGUUGGCUUGGCAGCCUACGUUGGGCAGGCAGAAGUUUUGAGGCAGCAGUAUGUAGUGACGAGAUACCCCUUCUGCGGACGCACAAUGCAACCGUCCACCAAGACCCGCGAGCGGCCGUUUGGCUUGAUCUCGACGACUAUGCCCGGUCUUAGUAAGAGGGCGACGACUGCCAUCUCCGCGCCAUCAGAGCUGCCAGCCUGGAGAUGCUCCGCUGUGCCCGACAGCUGAUACGGCACGAUCUCCUCUACCAUCCUGCUGCAAUUCCCAUCCAGGGCGCUUAAUCCGCAUUCAUGCCCCCAAUCAAAUCCCCAUCCUUGACGUCCCUCACCACAUCCGCAAUGCACUUCAGCCUCGCCAUAAGCUGUCUGAACCCCGUCCCCUCCCUCUCCCCCU